This is a messenger RNA of Amoebophrya sp. A25, 1564 nucleotides long. The record is from the annotation of a GenBank genome assembly. Lineage: Eukaryota; Dinophyceae; Syndiniales; Amoebophryaceae.
GUGUAUUUGGAGAAGUGCUUGGGUCACAAAAGGGGAGACACACGCACGAGUUGUAUAUAUAUAGCAUUUACUGAAGAUACAUGAAUAUUAGACCAAGAUGACGACCGCGACCUCCAGCACAGGACCGGAGGGUUCUCCAGUCCGUGCAGAAAAGGAGCAUCGACCACCUGACACCGACCCCAUCGCCUCUGGAGACGAUUCCUUUCUCGAAAAUGUUUCUUUACCAGACGGCCAAAAGUUGCUGUUAGAAGAACAGUAUUGGAAUGUCGGAGACAUGCGGGACUACCACUGUGAUGGCCGAGUCUUCGAGAGUGGUGCGAUUUUGGCGGCAUGUCUUAGAGACGGAGGAGGAAAACGGGUUUUUUAUCCUGAGUCUGAAGAUGCUAAAGACGGAGGAGAAAAACGGGUCGUUCUUCCUGAGUCUGAGUCAUCUUCAUCUUCAGAGGACGACCGCUUAUCUAGAAGUAGUUGUAGUCCUUGGUCUAUUUUAGGCUUUUCUGGCGGAGAAGACGAGAACUCUCCGACGAGAAUAUCUGGUCAUACCGUCAUCGAUUUAGGUACUGGAACUGGAGUGAGCGGCCUGGCUGUGGCUAAAAUGCGAUCCGCAGAUCGAGUCAUUUUGACGGACUUGCCUGCUGUGUUGGAUCUAACAAGACGCAAUGUGAAACGAAACAACUUGCUGCUUUUUACAGAGUCUGGUGGGAAAAUUGUAAAUGCUAGGUGCUGCAUGAUGUUGCCGCUACUGUGGGGAAAGCAGGGCAAGAAGAAGAAUGUAGCUGCAGUGGACAAUGGCUCGUCGUCAUCGUCGACGUGCGCGUCAAUUAGCUCGUUGCUCCAGGACUUCGGACUUCUCUCUCGAAAUCGCAUGACCGAGGAAGCUCCAGCACCAUUGACAAUCAUUGGCACUGAUCUGGUCUACGCACCUGAAGCGGUCGCGCCUCUACUGGAAACUGUCGAAACGAUUCUAAACCUACGAGGGGAUCUAACUUGUUUUGCGACUAUGACCACGACUGGUCCAACCGAACUGAUAUUCUUAGUGCAACUACGCAGAGGAGAUAGUAAUCGAAAAGCAGUACAGAACUUCGUUUCUGGGUUAGUGCGAUUGGUCUAUGGCUAUCCAGUUCCAGCAGCGCUUGGUGAUCAAUUUCACGCACCUCCAAAUGAACCGGAGGAUUUCUUGCCGCCUUGGCCAUGUACGGACAUGAACAAUGACUUGGUGUUGAGGACAUUGAUGGGGCUGGAAAUUGAUGGCUACAGAACAAGUCAACACAGCAACCUCAAAUGUGGCGAAGAAUGUCCAGAGCUCAGCAAAGAACCCUUCAUGCUCGACCGUGGUCAACCCACUUGGAAAAUUGCCGACAUCCCUUGGCAACGCGGACUGCGCUCCGUGGGGAGGAGUCUUUCUCCAUCUUUAGAGAAAGCCGGGAAGCACAUAUUCAUGAUUCGCGUAUGGCGCGACAAUUAACUGCUACAACUGUUGCACCCAAACUUGUAAAAUCUUCUACUUGUAAAAAACCAGGUUCCACAAAUCGACGUGAAACAUUGUCACAAUUGAUCUCCCUAC